Messenger RNA from Rubroshorea leprosula, 839 nucleotides. The record is from the annotation of a GenBank genome assembly. NCBI's taxonomy places the organism in Eukaryota, Viridiplantae, Streptophyta, Magnoliopsida, Malvales, Dipterocarpaceae.
AAGCCUUAAACCCAAAAAACCCAAAAUCAAAAUCCAAAAAAAACACAAAACCCAAGUUCAACCCAAACCCAAAAUAAACCCUAGUUUUCCUUUCUCUUUAAAAGGGGAAGGAUGUUCGGCAGUGAGGGAGGGGGCGGCAGACAUUCAAAAAAAAGGGGGAAAGAAAGAUACAGCAGAUCUGGUUUUGGGGCAGGGGAAGAGUUCGGUAACCAAAAGAAAAGAGUGCCUUCUCUCAAUUUCUUUCCCCAUCCUUGGCCUUCCCUCAAUUUCUUUCCCUACCCAUGGCCUUCCCUCUUUCCUUCCGUUGUAAUUUGGCUUUCUUUCUCUGGGCAUUCUGCAAAUCUGGUUUUUGGGGAGAAGAGCAAGGCACAGCAACUAGAAAGUGAGGAAUGUUUGAGAUGUGGUUUUGAAGAGGAGCCAUCGGAUAAAAGGGGUUGAAUUCAGAUUUGUUCUUGGGUUCCAUUUUUCUGAUUUUUGAAGAGAGCCGACAUCAAUAGCCACGGAUCUGUGGUCUUUUCUACGCCUCACAGUAGCCGCUCACCAUCUUCUCCAUCGCACAGCAGCUAGCCGGCCGGCCUUCUCAAUUUUCUUCCAUCUCUGCUACUCUGUCUUGGGUUAGGUAUUUUCUGAAACAGAGGGAUUUUAGGAAAAGGGAGUGAAGGAGACGAACGGAGCUUGAUCCCGUGGGUGGGAUCCCUCCUCUCUGAUCUGGACCUACCUCCUCCUAAAAAUUCCACCGUGGAUGUUUCUGUGAUUUUCUGUUGAUUUUGUUUAGAUCUGUGUUUAAGCUUGUAUUUAGUUUGUUGAAAAAUGAAUGGGAAUCAAAGAUUGUUCUGUUU